GUGUUGAUGUCGUCAGCUAUGAAUUUACUGUAAAAUGUAAAUUUCAAUCAAUGGUGUUAAAAUAAUGUUGUAAAACCGACAAAUCUCUUCGGUGUCUACUACGUAGUAGUAUAUAUUUGACAUUGGCUGAAUGAACAUAUUAUAAUAAUGCAUAGUAAACGUGCACGUUUUUUAUCGGAUGAAUGAUACGUUACUACAAUGGAUAGAACCUAAUAGAAUGUGAAAAAUUAUAUAUUUUUUCAAUAAGAAGAAAGGUUAUCCUGCCUAUAAUAUAUAUUUAUUUGUAAUCAGAAUAUAAUAUAUUAUAAUUCAUUGGAGAAUUCAAAUACUAUUUGUUUACUUUGUUCCAAUCGAAUUGUAUAAAUUCAUUGCCAGUCCUUUGGUUUCCGAUCGUUAUCAAUAUUUUAUCAGCCAUUCAUAUGGAGGCUAAGUUAAAAGAAUAUCGCGCUCUCCGCCGCAGAAAAGAACUGUUGGAUAGUGCCAAAGAUAAAAUAGUAAAGUCUAAAGACAAGUUUAUAAACUUUAUCAUUCCUAAAAUCUUUCGAGACAUGGCUAGGAAGGAGGAAGAGGUUUUACUGAUGGAGGAUGAAGACGAAUUGGAUGAUAAAAGUUGUCUCAUCAUGGAAGAAAGUGUAUCAGAAGUCAGUGAAAUUGAAUCUCUUGUUGAAGACCAGGAGUCAUGGAAUCAUUGUCUCAUUAAAUGGUCAAUUAUUGCUGUGAUAUGGCUAUGUUUUUAUAUAAUAUUCCUCAAACUACAAUUUGGUGCUGUUUAUUUUGUUGUUACUAUUUUAAUAGGAAUUUAUCUUAAUACAAGAACGGGGCCCCGGCGGAAAGGUGAGAUCUCAGCUUACAGCGUAUUUAACAAAAACUGCAAGAGCAUAGAUGGUACUUUGAAAGCUGAACAAUUUGAAAAUGAAAUAAGAUUUGGUGCUGGCAGAGUGAGACCUUUUUAACAACACAGGAAAGAUCAUGUACUUUUUUAGGAAUAAAUUAUUGUGAUAAUUCAUUAUUUUAAUUUAUUUAAUACUGCAAAGGUUUAAUUAUAUAAAUAUUGAUCUUAACAACAUGUUGAGGUUUGCAGUCGUAAUUUUGUAUAGAUUUGUUAAAAGAGAUGUAUUAAUUAUAAUAAUUAUAUAUAUAAUAAUUAAUAAAUUAAAUGAAUUUAAUUGUAA
Danaus plexippus (monarch butterfly) is the source of this 1172-nucleotide messenger RNA. RefSeq lists its product as uncharacterized. Lineage: Eukaryota; Metazoa; Arthropoda; Insecta; Lepidoptera; Nymphalidae. The transcript has 2 exons. The record is from RefSeq and is a predicted model, not a curated record. Bases 420 to 953 code for a protein of 177 amino acids.